Molecule: messenger RNA, 630 nt
Organism: Polyodon spathula (Mississippi paddlefish)
Lineage: Eukaryota; Metazoa; Chordata; Actinopteri; Acipenseriformes; Polyodontidae
Product: AF4/FMR2 family member 1-like
Exons: 3
Coding region: 19-396 (125 amino acids)
Biological process (GO): regulation of gene expression
Cellular component (GO): super elongation complex
Source: RefSeq, a predicted model, not a curated record
AUUUAUGGAACUUGUAAAAUGGGCAACUAUGACUCGCACUUCUCACAGCGCUGUGUUUUAGAGUCAAUGAGCCUAUACAAACAAGACCGAAACACAAUGAGGAGGAGGGAGCAGGAGAGGAGAUCCCAGGAGUCCCAGCAGGAUGAGGAAAGCUUUAAUGUUGAUUACCCUCUCUUCGGAGAGCCAUACAAGGAGAAAAGCCAGCUGGAGGCUGGUUCAGAGAGCUGGAGUAAAAGCAAAGACACCCAGAAACCAGAGAAAGAAAGCGUGGCCGGUUUCCUGACAACACCAGGGCACAAUUUAAAAGGCAAACGAGCAAGACGGAUAGCGGAGGAAGACAACCACGAGGCAGCACCACUUUACGGACCCAGACCGACAGCUGGACGGUGGCUGUGAUGUACAAAUCCUAGUUAGCAACAGGGGCCCUUGUAAACUCUGUUCCUCUUUAGUGAGGGGAGACCGAACUGUCAAUAACGCUUGCGCCUUGCCGAUUAGCAGAGGUUGCGGGGCAAGGCAGGUACCACCGGGGUAAAACAACUAAAUAAAUCUGAGCGCCGUUUACAGUUUCCAAUAUCUGUCUCACGGGUGUUUAUUGAAUUCCCCACACACCCCCACAAGAACACAUUAAUG